AUGCCUCCACGCGCCAUUCAGGCAUUCACCAGGGAACGCAGGUGCCGUCAAGGCUCGGUGUUUGUCUUCCUACAUCACUUCCCCCAUGCGUGUCUCCAACGUGUAGCUAACGAGACCGGCGCGCAUCAGAUAGUAGAGCUUGGAAAGUAUGCGCACGAGGAUGAAAUGCCGGCAUGGCUUGUGAGGCUGUUGGAGACGAAAGGCGAACUCCGUGCUGGUGGCGUCGUACCAGUCCUGCAGCAGCUCCUUGAAAUGAGUACGCGGACGGAGUACGCCUACCUUUGCCAUCCAGGCGUCCAACAUGUGGCAAAGCUACGAAGAGAAGGUGCUUUCUGCGGCUAUCGCAACAUACAGAAUCUCUGUUCACAUAUCAUUGGGACCCGAGCGACUGGGUGGGAGCAGCUGGGAAGCGACAUACCGAGCGUCUUCCAGAUACAGGACUUGAUUGAAACUGCCUGGGAUCGCGGCUUCAACGCUCGGGGCCGCGCAGAGACCGGGGGCAUCAAGGGCACGCGGAAAUAUAUAGGAACACCGGAGGCACAAGCAUUCUUUGCCAGCAUGGGAUUUCCGUGUUCUGUGCAAGCCUUCAAGGCAUACAGUGACGACGACGACGCCGCGGGCCGCUUGUUGCGUGCAGUCGAGCGUUAUUUCCAACAAGGCGCAGUAGACUGCAUGGAUCGCAAAGUCCGAUGCACUUCGCUUCCGCCUAUAUAUCUGCAGCGACCCAAUCAUUCGCUCACAAUUGUCGGCCUGGAGAAGCAUAAGGGCGGCCAUGUCCAUCUCCUGGUGUUUGACCCCGAGUUUCAGGGCUCCAACACGGUCGUGCGUCUUGCUGGCAAGGUGACACCCCGUCGGCAGUCCAAGGUGACGAGGCUUCUGGAGCCGUAUCGCCGCAGCGCCACCCACUUGGAGCGCUUCAAGCAGUUUGAGGUUCUCUAG
Molecule: messenger RNA, 939 nt
Organism: Trichoderma reesei QM6a
Lineage: Eukaryota; Fungi; Ascomycota; Sordariomycetes; Hypocreales; Hypocreaceae
Exons: 6
Coding region: 1-939 (312 amino acids)
Source: RefSeq, a predicted model, not a curated record